Phaeoacremonium minimum UCRPA7 is the source of this 1356-nucleotide messenger RNA. RefSeq names its product putative grf zinc finger domain-containing protein. The record is from RefSeq and is a predicted model, not a curated record. The transcript has a single exon. Gene Ontology annotation, molecular function: dioxygenase activity; zinc ion binding. Lineage: Eukaryota; Fungi; Ascomycota; Sordariomycetes; Togniniales; Togniniaceae. Gene Ontology annotation, cellular component: nucleus. Bases 1 to 1356 code for a protein of 451 amino acids. Gene Ontology annotation, biological process: DNA repair; DNA alkylation repair.
AUGAUAAUCUUGCAACGAGCCAUGGAUGCUUUCAUCACCAGGAAGAGGCGACCUUCCACUCCGCCACCGGAUAGCUCCUUCGCAGAAUAUGAGAAUGAGCCAACGGAUGUCAAGCUAGCCAUCCUGUCCUCUCUUCACCCAGAAGUCGGCCAAGAGGCGCUUCUCGACGUCCUUCUGGCUCACGAAGGAUCCAUCUCUGCUGCUUCGGCAGCGCUGCUCGCUCCCAGUCCCUCAAAAACAUCAAGGAAGACCACCGCGGUUGUCGGGGCGCAGUCGUCUCUAAGACUCUUCACUACGGGGCCAGAAAGCGAGAGGAGGUCUCCCUCGCCCAAGAAGGCCAAGGUGCUGUCCCGAAAGGGGGCGACGCUCCGGCUGUACGACCCCGUAGACAUCGCAGAGCACACGCCCUGCUCCGUCAUCCACAACUUCCUGCCGCCCGCGCUCGCCGACGACCUCCUGCGCGAGCUGCUCGAGGAGUCCAAGUCGUACGAGAAGAUCACCUUCAAGCUGUUCGACAACGUCGUGCACAGCCCACAUACGUCGAGCUUCUACGUCGCCUCCGCCGACGAGCAGCAGCGCCAAAAGUACGAGUAUUUGUACAAUGGAGCCCGCCUGACCGACGUGCGCCAGCUGACGCCGCAGCUUGACCGCGUCAAGCCUCUUGUCCAGGCCGCCGUCAACCGCGAGAUCCAAGAGCGCAUCCACAGCCGCUACCCCGGCGGCAAGAAGCUCAAGCACCAAUCGCCCGAGCCCUGGGUGCCGAACGCCGCCUUCGUCAACUGCUACAGCGGCCCGCAGGAGAACGUGGGCUGGCACAGCGACCAGCUCACGUACCUCGGCCCGCGCGCCGUCAUCGGGUCCCUGUCUCUCGGCGUGGCGCGCGAGUUCCGGGUGCGGCGCAUCGUGCCAAAGGACGACGACAAGAGGCCCGUCGAGGACCCGGACGCGGAGGGCCAGAUCUCGAUCCACCUGCCGCACAACUCGCUGCUCGUCAUGCACGCCGAGAUGCAGGAGGAGUGGAAGCACAGCAUCGCGCCCGCGCAGGCCAUCGACCCGCACCCCGUCGCCGGGAGCAAGCGCAUCAACGUCACGUACCGCGACUACAGGGCGAACCUGCACCCCCGGCACACGCCGAAGUGCAAAUGCGGCAUCCCCACCGUGCUGCGCGUCGUCCAGAGGAAGAAGGAGAACUACGGGCGAUAUUUCUGGAUGUGCCACGCCGGAAACGUCCCAGGGAAGGACGGUUGCACAUUCUUCCAGUGGGCUGAGUUUGACGAGGAUGGCAAUCCCAUAUGGGAGAAGACCCGCGGCCGGCAGCCCUCAGCCACGUCAGAUAGCUCCAAAAGCAAACAAUGA